This is a messenger RNA of Hippocampus zosterae (dwarf seahorse), 1222 nucleotides long. Its product is annotated as G-protein coupled receptor 182-like. The transcript has a single exon. The record is from RefSeq and is a predicted model, not a curated record. Gene Ontology annotation, biological process: G protein-coupled receptor signaling pathway. Lineage: Eukaryota; Metazoa; Chordata; Actinopteri; Syngnathiformes; Syngnathidae. Gene Ontology annotation, molecular function: G protein-coupled receptor activity. Gene Ontology annotation, cellular component: membrane. The coding region runs from base 21 to 1097 and encodes 358 amino acids.
GGUUUCCAGCGGCGUCGGAGAUGAGCGCCGCCGAGCGCAACGGCUCGCAGGCGGCGGCCAACGGCUCGCCGUGGUUCGUGUACGAGUGCACGCUGGAGCUGGACGCCGAGUACCGGCGCAUCUGCCUGUUCCUGCUCUACCUGUUUGCGUUCGUGGCGGGCCUGCUGGGGAACGCGCUGGUGCUGUGGGUGAACUGGCGGCGGCGGCGCUCGGCCGGCGGCGUCCUCUUCUGCGUGCUCAACGUCAGCCUGUCGGACAGCAUGGUGGUGGCCGUGCUGCCCUUCUUCAUGAUGGAGGUGACGGUGGAGCGCGUGUGGCUGUGGGGCCGCUUCCUGUGCAAGCUGACCACGCUGGUCUACGGCGUCAACUUCUACAGCAGCUCCUUCUUCCUGGCCGCCAUGACGCUGGAGCGCUACCUGGCGCUGAGCCGGCCGUCGGGGCCGGCCCUGUUCCCGGCGGCGGGGCGGCGGCGCUGGGCCCUGUGCGGGGGCCUCUGGCUCCUCUCCCUGCUGCUGGCGCUGCUGGAGAACGUGCACGUGGACCUGCUGGAGUGGAACGAGCCGGGCUGCUACAUGGUGCCCGAGGGCAGCCACGCCGAGUGGUUCGCCUCGGUGGCCUUCCUGUGUCUGAUCUUCCAGUUCCUGGGGCCCGCCUGCGUCAUCGUGGCCUGCAACGCGCUGAUCGCCCGGGCCGCGCGCCGGGCCCCCGACGCGCGGGGCCGGCGGCAGGUGCGGCUGGUGCACGUCUACUCGCUGGUCUUCCUGGCCUGCUGGCUGCCCUACCACCUGGUCAUGAUGCUGAUGAUCAUCAGCGACCUGUCGCCCCACCUCUUCAGCUGCAACGUGGUGGAGUUUGUCUACUUCUCCUUCAGCGUGGUGCAGAGCCUGUCGCUCUUCCACUGCGUGGCCAAUCCCAUCCUCUACAACUUCCUGAGCGAGAGCUUCCGCGACCACUUUGUCAACGCCGUGGUCAGCCGGCUGCCCCGGGGAGGACGGGGAGGAGGAGGAGAGACGGCCGGCGCCGGCGGCGGCGCCGGCGAGGGCCCGCGCCGCAAGCCGAGUGACGUCAGCACCAGCCAUUCUGAAGUCGGGUCCUGAUGGCUUCUUCGCUUGGCAACUCGGAAACAUACAAAGGCCCCUCGCAUGACAAAUCGUGGCUACGAUAUCGAUAUGAAGGGCGAACAGGAUGCUCAGUUGUGACCGCAAAACACAUUUCUCAGGAA